UGAACAUGCACCAUGCCACGCUCCUCCAAAUCUUCUCAAGCCGACCUGUUCUUCAGAAUCUUUGAGAGCCUCCCUGAAAGCCUCGUGGAACUGCCUAGUUAGCCCUUCCGGCUGAUAAUGAUGGCAAUCGGAUACCAACUGCAACACUUACUAUCAAGUGCUUUCCCUUUCACAAUGUUCCGUAGAGAAAAACGACAAGAUUUACGCUCAGCGUCUCACGCAGGCAGCUGGUACACCGACGAUGGCGAAGAAUUGGCCACUGAGAUCUCUGGAUGGUUGACUCAAGUACAAGGAGUACAUCCGCCUUAUCCCAUAGCAGGAUGUAAAGCAGUGAUAGCCCCACAUGCUGGAUAUUCGUACUCUGGGGCUGCUGCUGCAUGGGCGUAUAAGAGCAUAGAUACUACUGGAAUCAAGCGUGUAUUCAUUCUCGGGCCCUCUCAUCACCUGUAUGUGGACGGCUGUGCUCUAUCUAGAUGCAAGGAAUAUGCUACGCCUGUCGGAAAUCUUCCGCUUGACCUCGAAACUAUCAAUGAACUUCGGGAUACGGGGAAAUUUGAGGACCUUGAUAUAGAAGCUGACGAGGCAGAACAUAGCCUUGAAAUGCACCUACCGUAUGUAAGGACGAUCUUCAAAGGGAUGGACAUCUCCAUCAUACCAAUCAUGGUCGGCGCGAUCUCAAAACAGUCGGAAGUUGUUUACGGGCAGCUCCUUGCGCCCCAUCUUGCCAGAGAAGACACUUUCUGCGUCGUAUCUAGUGACUUCUGUCAUUGGGGAAGCCGAUUCUCAUAUACCUACUACUACCCAGAACCUAAGCCCAGCAGUGAGCCGGCACUCCACCUAUCUCGCGCUAUCGCACCUUUGAGCUCCCAUCCGAUCCAUGAAUCCAUCAGCAGACUAGACCACGAAGCAAUGGAUAUCCUCACCAUUCCGUCUUCCUCUGCAUCUGAAGUGCAUGCCGAAUUUGCUAGGUAUCUUUCAAGGACGAAGAACACAAUAUGUGGCAGGCAUCCUAUCGGCGUCCUCCUCGGCGUUUUGGCAACACUCGAGGAGAACAAGGAAGUUCAUCCGACUAUUCAAUGGGUGCGCUAUGAGCAAAGUAGUGCCUGCGUGACCAUCAGAGACUCAAGUGUCAGUUAUGCUUGUGCUUGGAUCAGAUUCUGAGGGCAGUGUUCUCAGAUUUGAGUAUUAAAUCAAGUAUAGUUGAAUGUGUUAGAGAAAUUGUCAAACAA
Molecule: messenger RNA, 1229 nt
Organism: Lentinula edodes (shiitake mushroom)
Lineage: Eukaryota; Fungi; Basidiomycota; Agaricomycetes; Agaricales; Omphalotaceae
Product: MEMO1 family
Exons: 8
Coding region: 118-1161 (347 amino acids)
Source: RefSeq, a predicted model, not a curated record